CAGUUAGAGGUCAACCACUUCAAGUACCUCAAAAUGUCGAUAUUCCUGUAAAUUCACCUUACGAUAAUCUUAGUGCUGAACAAAAAUAUGAAAAUUUGACUAAAGGUACAACAGAUUUGUUCAACACUAGAAAACAAGAAACAGAAAAUCAAGCUCCUCAAUUUUCGACCUUUAUUUAUUCGGGAUCGGAAUCACCCUUUUGA
Messenger RNA from Dentiscutata erythropus, 203 nucleotides. Lineage: Eukaryota; Fungi; Glomeromycota; Glomeromycetes; Diversisporales; Gigasporaceae. The record is from the annotation of a GenBank genome assembly.